Messenger RNA from Gekko japonicus, 933 nucleotides. RefSeq names its product olfactory receptor 5V1-like. The record is from RefSeq and is a predicted model, not a curated record. Gene Ontology annotation, cellular component: membrane. Lineage: Eukaryota; Metazoa; Chordata; Lepidosauria; Squamata; Gekkonidae. Gene Ontology annotation, biological process: G protein-coupled receptor signaling pathway. The transcript has a single exon. The coding region runs from base 1 to 933 and encodes 310 amino acids. Gene Ontology annotation, molecular function: olfactory receptor activity; G protein-coupled receptor activity.
AUGGUCAAUGAAACAGCAUUGACAGAAUUCCUCAUCUUAGGGUUCUCCAGUCUACAGCACCUUCAGCUGCUGAUUUUCUUUAUCUUUAUCAUCACUUACAUCUGUACUCUGGUGGGGAACAUCUCUAUCAUUACCAUUGCUUGCCUGGACCCUCAGCUUCACACCCCCAUGUACUUCUUCCUAGGGAACCUCUCCUUUCUGGAUAUCUGUUAUACCACUACCAAUGUCCCUCAGAUGCUGGUGCACCUGCUGUCUGACAGGAAGAGCAUCUCAUAUGCUGGGUGUGUAAUUCAGCUCUAUUUCUUUCUCUCCUUUGUAGGUACAGAGUGCAUUCUUCUGGCUGCCAUGGCCUAUGAUCGUUUUGUAGCUAUCUGUCACCCUUUGCAUUACACAGUCAUGAUGAGGAAAGAACUCUGCCUUCAUUUGGCUGGAGCCUCCUGGGCAAGUGGUUUUCUCAACUCAGCUUUGCACACCUAUUUCACCUUCCACCUGCCUUUCUGCGGAGCCAAUAAACUUAACUAUUUCUUUUGUGAUAUCCCUCCACUUCUGUUGCUUUCCUGUGGGGACACCACACUCAAUGAGACCAUUCUUCUUGUGGUUGGGGUCUUCAUAGGAUGGACCCCAUUUGUCUGCAUAGUUCUCUCCUAUGUCUACAUAAUCUCCACUAUCCUGAAGAUAAGCUCCUCUGAAGGGAGACUCAAAGCAUUCUCCACUUGUGCCUCACACCUGACUAUUGUCCUCAUGUAUUAUGGGAGCUCCAUCUUCACCUAUGUCCGGCCAAUAUCAACUUAUUCAUUAGACAAAGAUAGACUAAUUUCUGUUCUUUACAGCAUUGUCACACCCAUGUUAAACCCUUUGAUCUACACCUUGAGAAAUAAGGAUGUUAAAGGUUCUCUAAAAAGAAUCUUAACCAGGAAACUGUAUUCAAAAUGA